AUGGAGGAAGCAAAGAAUGAUUAUUAUGCCCGAAAGGCAACAUUUUAUAACAUCAUUAUUGAAAGCUUAACAGUUCCACGGUUUCAAUGUGAGUUGUACUAUGGAUUAUUAGAUGUAUCGUUUGUAAACUCCACUGUGGAAGAGUUGCCUAAGCAGUUGUUCGACUCAUUUAAUGGUAUACAGAUUGCAAAUCUCACUCGCAGCGGUAUCAAAUAUGUGAAUCGUUACAGUCUCGAAAGGGCCCAAUCGCUGCAAGUGCUAGAUGUAUCGUGGAAUGCAUUGAGCGAGCUGACCGCGAAUUGUUUUUCCGGAGCAACUGCUCUAACCAAACUCGUUUUAUCAUACAAUAAUAUAAGCUCUAUUGAUAAUAUGGCCUUCAUUUCGCUGAUAAAUUUGAGGAUUCUUCUGUUGACUGGAAAUAAACUUCGCUCAUUGGACAGUAACGUUUUCAACUCGCUAGUAGCGUUACAAACCAUUUAUCUAGACUCCAAUAAGCUUGAAGUGAUAGAACACGAUCUCUUCGCCAAAAAUGUUAAACUGCAAAACAUUCUUCUGCAAAACAAUAGCAUCAGCGUGGUCGAGCAUGGGGCAUUCAAUCAACCGUCCAAUCUGAGUAUUCUUUCAUUAAGCAACAAUAACCUGACAAAACUCAAUCUGAGCGCAGUAGAAGUGAAGAAAGUGUACCUGGCAAACAACAAGCUCGAGGAAAUCUAUCUCUCACCCUCGAUGGAAUUAGUUUCCGCAGGGAACAACAGAAUCGCAAGCAUUUUAAUGGACAACUCAUCGAGCAUGAACCUCACGACACUCGAUUUGGACAAUAAUUCCAUCACGUCCUUUGAAUCGAUUGCACAUUUACCAUCGCUCGUGAACCUCUUUCUAUCCAACAACCGGAUCGGCCCAUUGAACCUCACGAGCUUUGCGAAGUUUACCAAACUCGAACAGCUGGGACUGGAGCGUACGUUCAUCUCCAACCUGCAACACGGUACCUUUGCGCAGCAGGAGUCUCUGAAAUGGUUAGAUCUAAGCUACAAUAAUCUGGAUCGGUUCGAUUUCGACAUUCUCACAUCCUCCACCGCACUGGAGACGAUCUUUCUCGACGGCAACCGCCUAAAGUCGGUCAACUUUCAAUAUCUCAAAAAGACGUUCCCGUCACUCGUGAAGAUUGGGCUGUCCGAUAACAACUGGAACUGCACAUACCUGAUCGAGCUCGUGCGAUAUUGCACCGCACAUUCGAUCGCGCUGUUCAAAUCCCAAUCGUCCGUGCAGAACCAAACGAAUGUGAAGGGCAUCUACUGUUACGACGAUAAGAAUCCUCUUGCCAACUGGAACGUUACCAUGCAGCAGAUGCAGCUACUGCAUCCACAUCUCAACAGUUCCACAGAGGACGGUGCACUGCAGUCGUUGCUGCAGAGCGUGCUGGAAGAUGUGCGUCGUUUCAGCGAUAGCAAUGCAGACGUAGCGAAUCAAACCACCAAACUCGAUGGCGCAGUGUACGAUCUGACAAGGAAUCAGUUCGCCCUGCAGAAGGAUCUCAACAGCUUGCGGCAGUCGCUGUUCGAGAUACGGUUGGCAUUGAUGUCGAACAGGACGAACGGUAGUGCUGGUGUGGAUAAUAACGAGUUGCGUCGCAUGAUCGAGACGGCGAACAAUUUAACGCUCGACAAACAGGAACUGAGCGCUAAAACACUCGAGUUCAAGAUCUACGAACAGACGUUCAAGGUGGAUAAAGCGAUGGAGCUUGCCAAGGAGAACAGUGAAAAGAUCGCGCUAGUGGCGAAGGGAAAAGGGCCAUGUAGCUACAACGUUGCUGAUUUCAGUGGUGUAAGUUUGCAGGCGCAGAACCAACAGCAGCAGCAACAACUUUUGCAACAGAGUGCUGCACAUGUAAGCGGAGGCAGCGGAGAACAUGGGUUGAUCAUUACAAUAGUGGUAAUGUUGUGUCUCCUGAUGGGGGUGAUUGUGUUUGGAUUUUUUAAAUUUAAUCGUCGUUUGUUCAACGUCGAACGAAACCGAUAUGCAAACAGAGACAGUAGUUUGGCAACAAUAAUUCAUGAGAAUAUUUGA
This is a messenger RNA of Anopheles marshallii, 2064 nucleotides long. RefSeq names its product protein artichoke-like. The transcript has 2 exons. Gene Ontology annotation, molecular function: protein binding. NCBI's taxonomy places the organism in Eukaryota, Metazoa, Arthropoda, Insecta, Diptera, Culicidae. Bases 1 to 2064 code for a protein of 687 amino acids. The record is from RefSeq and is a predicted model, not a curated record.